AUGCACAAACUGCACACCAAAAGGCUAAAAGCAGCUGCAGGGCAGAUGUGGACUUUAAAUCUUUCCAAGAUCAGACAAUCUCUUAAAGAUGUUUACCACAAAUGUAAGAUUCAGCACCCAAAUUCAACUAGAUAUCCAACUAUGACAUCCGAUGAUUGUGAUCAAGAUGGCAUUAGUUCUGAUAAAGAAAUGAAUCUUACAGUAAUGCUCCAAGAUAUUAAAACUGCCCAAGUUGAACUUGUCAGCCAAAUGACUGGCAUUGUCAGUGCAAUAUCAAAAAUCCAGGAAAAGAUUGACCUUUAUCAGAAGCAGAUAGAGAUCCUAGAAACCAGAAUGAAUGCUAAUGAAAAUAAACUAUGCACAACAAGUAAAGAUAACCUCUCUAUGAAAGAAUAUAUUGAGGUUUUAAAGAAGAAGGUGACAGAGCUGGAAAACCAGAAUUCUUGCUCCAGUAUACGUUGCUUAGAGGUUCUGGAGGGAGACAAAUGUAAAGAAAUCAAAGAACAGAUUCAUAAACUCAUACAACAAGGAACUCCAAAGAAUACAUUGGCUUCUAGAGAUUCUGAAAUAUCUUCAACAGAGCCAGAGAAAGUGCCCAGUUAUCCAAAGUCCAUUGAUCAUCUUGAGGGAAAAGCAAUUUCUUCCAAAAUUAAAACUUUGAAGAAAGGUAACCAUCAAAAUGCAUCAAAAAGCUUUAAAAAAACUAAGUCAAAUAUUUACAUUUAUCCAGACUUCAGUACAUGGAUCAAGUUAACUUUUGUUCAUGGAGGAAGAUGGACAUUUUUCCUUAGUGCUACCAAGUUAGAAGAUUUCAUGCAGUGGCUUCUUUCUAGGCCACCCAUUCUUCCUGAGGAACCACCACUCAAAACCCAGAGAUAUUCUCCUUUCACUGGGCCUAUUGUAAGUUUGACCACAAUCUGUCUGUCUGUUUUCAACUAUAUUUACUGCCUUUUUGGUUCCUCAAAAGAAGAAGUAACUCGACUGUAGAGUUAUUUUCUGAUUUUCUUGGUACAAAAUAAAUGUCAACUGAUUGCUCCAAGAAUUCCCA
Molecule: messenger RNA, 1048 nt
Organism: Carlito syrichta (Philippine tarsier)
Lineage: Eukaryota; Metazoa; Chordata; Mammalia; Primates; Tarsiidae
Gene: CCDC54
Product: coiled-coil domain containing 54
Exons: 1
Coding region: 1-987 (328 amino acids)
Source: RefSeq, a predicted model, not a curated record